CGUCACACGGACUACAGGGGAGUUUUGUUGAAGUUGCAAAGUCCUGGAGCCUCCAGAAGGCUGUCGGCGCAGUAGCAGUGAGCAGCAAAGUCAGCGCGCUCGGCUAGGGGCAGAAGAGCGCGAGGGAGCGUGGGGCAGCAGGAGCGAGCGCCGAGCGCGGACCGAACCCAGACGCGCAGCCCUUCCGGAGCGAUCCAGGCAGAGCUCCCGCCAUGGCUCACCAGCUCCUGUGCUGCGAAGUGGAGUCCAUCCGCCGCGCGUACCCAGACACCAACCUCCUCAACGACCGAGUGCUGAGGGCCAUGCUCAAGGCGGAGGAGACCUGCGCUCCCUCCGUGUCCUACUUCAAGUGUGUGCAGAAGGAGAUCCUGCCGUCCAUGCGGAAGAUCGUGGCCACCUGGAUGCUGGAGGUCUGCGAGGAGCAGAAGUGCGAGGAGGAGGUCUUCCCUCUGGCCAUGAACUACCUGGACCGCUUCCUGUCGCUGGAGCCCCUGAAGAAGAGCCGCCUGCAGCUGCUGGGGGCCACCUGCAUGUUCGUGGCCUCCAAGAUGAAGGAGACUAUCCCCCUGACGGCCGAGAAGUUGUGCAUCUACACUGACAACUCCAUCCGACCCGACGAGCUGCUGCAAAUGGAGCUGCUCCUGGUGAACAAGCUCAAGUGGAACCUGGCUGCCAUGACCCCCCACGAUUUCAUCGAACACUUCCUCUCCAAAAUGCCAGAGGCCGAGGAGAACAAACAGAUCAUCCGCAAGCAUGCGCAGACCUUUGUCGCCCUCUGUGCCACAGACGUGAAGUUCAUUUCUAACCCACCCUCCAUGGUGGCAGCUGGGAGCGUGGUGGCCGCAGUGCAGGGCCUCCACCUGGGCAGCCCCAACACCUUCCUGUCCUGCUAUCGCCUGACCCACUUCCUCUCCAGAGUGAUCAAGUGUGACCCGGACUGCCUCCGCGCCUGCCAGGAGCAGAUCGAAGCCCUGCUGGAGUCCAGCCUGCGCCAGGCCCAGCAGAACCUGGACCCCAAGGCCUCCGAGGAGGAGGUGGAGGAGGCGGCGGGGGCCGACCUGGCCUGCACGCCCACCGAUGUGCGGGACGUGGACGUCUGAGGCGCCCCGCCGGCGGCACCACGGAGCACCCAGCAGCGGCCGCAGCCCCGCAGCCUGGGAGGGGCCGCCCGCAGUGCUCCAGGCAAAGUCCCUCUUUUCGGGGACAUUUUGCUAACAGAAGGGAAAGUCUCCUUCUCCUUUCCUCUUUCUCCCUUCCGUCUCUGACUUAAGCAAAAGAAAAGGAAAAAAAAUCCUGAAAACUGUCUUUAAAAAAGAAAGAAAAGAUAGAAUUUGCAUGACCUUGAGUGGGGGGAGGGGCGUUGUGCUACAAAAUAGAGGAUUUUACUCCGUAAUCAAGUAGCUGUAUGUGAAUGCGCUCGUGUCUCUUGUAAGGAUAGCAUUAACACGCACGAGGGUCCCCGAGGGCUAGGUCGGAUUCUUUGUGUGUGUUCAGAAAAGAAAAAAGCAUAAAAACUUCUUAAAAAAAAGAAAAAAGAAAAAUUUGAAAAACCAUUUUAAAGUAGAAGAGGGUUAGGUAGGAAGUGUGUCCCCGCUCCCCUGAGAGGCACGGCUUCGCCAGGCCCUAGCUCUGUGCCCCGCUUGCUUGUCACGUAGUCACUCGUUUGUGUGUUUAUCUCCUAGGUAGGUAGGCGUGUGACCUCUGCAGCUUGCUGAUGGGUCGGCAUGGUGUGGGGCGCGGCCCGGGCUCUUGUGCCUGGGGACCCCCACCUGGGCACCAGUCUGCAGGUGCCAGCCAGGGAGCUCGGGAAAGGCCAGCUGUCCACCACCACGUGCUGCUGUGGAGGGAAGCAAAGAGCGACAUGAUAGAUUCUAUUUUUAUAAUCUUCCUAUUUUUGUAGUUACCUGCUCGUGAGAUGCUGGGUUCUCGCCCGUCGGUCCUGCCGCCUGUUCACAUCAGGUUCAAUCCACAGCUACUUUCUUCUUAUCAUUUUGGGGUUUUGUGUUUUCUUUCUUGAUAAUUCUAAACCGUUCCAUGUCAAAGCACUUUGGUCCAGCAGUUAGAGGCAACUUCGCUGUCACGUGCGGGGCGGUUUCCCAGUGGAAUGGCGGGGAAUAUUCACGUUCCUGCGUGCACAGGACCGCAAGGGUGUGACCCCGUGGUGUCAGCGAGAGGGUGUUCCUGAGGGUUUUGUACCAGUCAAGAAGAAAAAGGUCCGUGUCACAGUGCCAGGAUGUAGGCCCCUUCCUGUCCUGUAGAGAGGUCGAAGUUCGCGGGAAUCCUUUGGUGCCAACUGGUGUUUGAAAGUAGGGACCUCAAAGGUUCACCUAGAGAACAAGUAGUGUAAGGGUUACUUUUAGGUAUUUCACAGCGGAAGGUUUUUAAACACUAAAAUAUAUAAUUUAUAGUUAAGGCUAAAAAGAAUAUUUAUUGCAGAGGAUGCUUGUAAGGCCAGUAUGAUUUAUAACGUGAUGCAGUCUCCCUUGAUUUCAACACUCAACCCUUUCUGCCUUUGAGCUGCAGGUGAAAAGAUGGGGCCUUUGGUAGGUGAGGGAAGAUCUCAAGAGAGACCGCCCAGACCUGGACUCGGCCUGUGGGGCGGUUCCCAAAGUGGCCUGCUCUAGAGGCACCCAAGGCACAGGGACGCAAGGGUGCUUGAGAGGAGAGGGGUCCAGGACCUUCUCAUCCCUGCCCAUCCUGGCCCUGUACCUUUGCAUUGAGGACGUGUUGAGGGGAGGUGGCAAGAGUGUGGAGGCGGAGGCGGAGGCUGGAGAGAGCACGUGAGGGAGGAGUGUGGCGGGAGGCUCCCGAGGGGACGGGCAGUGCCCACAGGAGGGACAGGCCGUGGCUCCACUUCCUAUUGCGCUGCUACCGGUGACUUCCCGCAGUCGGAAACUGUCCACAGCUUCUCUGUAUCUCUUUCACGUUGUUUUGCUGCUAUGGGAGGAUCAGUUUUUGUUUUACGAUGUCAUAUACUGCCAUGUGCUCGUUUUAAUUUUCUCAUAGAAAAUUGUAUUACAGAUGCCCUUUUUUGUAGUGUUUUUUUUAUGUGAUCAAUUUUGACUUGAUGUGAUUACUGCUCUAUUCCAAAAAGGUCCCUGUUCACGAUACCUCAUGCUUCACUUAGCCAUGUGUAGACCCACCAGUCGGCUCUGUCUGCCUCGUGGACAGACACACAGACGGAUCCCAAGACGGCCCCGACCCUCGGGGCCACGUCCAGGAGACCUGCGCCUGUAGUGCUGGGCUCGGCCGGUCUGGACGUGCCAUUGUGGUAUAGCUUCGCCAGCUGUGCCGCUCUUGACGUGUAGUUACGAACAUUGCAUGUUGUUAUUAUUAUUGUGAUACCAGUCUGUCUUACGUGCCACUGUGGUGCUGGGCCGUAGGACUCGUCAUCGGGAUGAUUGGAAUCGCUUCUGGAAUUGUUCGAGUUUCGGGUGCGUUUCCUCUGUUCCAUGUGCUAGUGUUCUGUUUGUUCUUGUUUGUUGAUUACAGCAUGAUGCUAAAUUAAAGACUCCAAAUCUCAA
Marmota monax (woodchuck) is the source of this 3524-nucleotide messenger RNA. RefSeq names its product cyclin D1 (gene Ccnd1). Gene Ontology annotation, cellular component: cyclin-dependent protein kinase holoenzyme complex; nucleus; cytoplasm. Gene Ontology annotation, molecular function: cyclin-dependent protein serine/threonine kinase regulator activity. The transcript is spliced from 5 exons. The record is from RefSeq and is a predicted model, not a curated record. Bases 213 to 1100 code for a protein of 295 amino acids. Gene Ontology annotation, biological process: regulation of cyclin-dependent protein serine/threonine kinase activity; mitotic cell cycle phase transition; positive regulation of G1/S transition of mitotic cell cycle. Lineage: Eukaryota; Metazoa; Chordata; Mammalia; Rodentia; Sciuridae.